Messenger RNA from Annulohypoxylon truncatum, 699 nucleotides. RefSeq lists its product as uncharacterized. Gene Ontology annotation, biological process: endosome transport via multivesicular body sorting pathway; late endosome to vacuole transport; protein transport. Lineage: Eukaryota; Fungi; Ascomycota; Sordariomycetes; Xylariales; Hypoxylaceae. The coding region runs from base 1 to 699 and encodes 232 amino acids. The record is from RefSeq and is a predicted model, not a curated record. The transcript has 2 exons. Gene Ontology annotation, cellular component: ESCRT III complex; multivesicular body.
AUGGAGGGCCUCAAGGCACUCUUCGUCAAACCAGAUCCUAACGCUCAGAUGCGAAAAUGCAACGCCCUCAUCCGCUCCAACAUCCGCAAGCUCGACCGCGACAUCAGCCAAGUCAAGCAAGUCGAGACGAAGACGAAGAACCUGAUCGUGGCGGCGGACCGGCGGGCGCAGCGCAACCCGGCGCAGGCGCGGCAGGCGCAGCGCGAGGCCCGCGACUUCGCCAAGGAGCUGAUCCGCGCGCGCCGCACCUCGGCGCGCCUCGUCACCUCCAAGGCCCAGCUGAGCUCCGUCCAGAUGCAGGUCAACGAGGCCUUCGCCGUGCGCAAGAUCGAGGGCAGCAUCCGCGCCAGCGUCGCCGUCAUGAAGGACGUCAACACCCUCAUCAAGCUGCCCCAGCUCGCCGGCACCAUGCGCGAGCUCAGCGUCGAGCUGAUGAAGGCCGGGGUGAUUGAGGAGAUGGUCGGCGAGAACCUGCCUGUUGAUGACGAUAUGCUGGAGGACGACCUCGAGGAGGCCGAGGGCGAGGUCGAUAAGGUCUUGGGCGAGAUCCUGAAGGGCAAGAUGGAGAAGGCGGGUCCGGCGCCCGUGCCCCUCCCCGAGCAGCCCCAGGAACAGCCCGUGGCGCUGGACGAGGAGGAAGAGGACCAGGAGGCGAUGAUGGAUCAGAUGAGGAACAGGCUGGAGGCUCUGAGAAGCUAG